ACUGUGCUCUCUCUCUCUCUCUCUCUAUCUCUCUUUCUCUCUCUCUCACACGCAUAAGAUGGACAAGAAUCCAUGCUUCUGCUCGCAGGAUCCUGAAGUGAGGAAAGGACCAUGGACUGUUGAAGAGGAUCUGAUUCUGAUAGACUACAUAAACCAUCACGGCGAAGGUGUAUGGAACUCUCUUGCUAAAGCUGCUGGUCUACAACGCACCGGAAAGAGCUGCCGGCUCCGAUGGUUGAACUACCUCCGACCCGACGUCCGGAGGGGUAAUAUCACCCCCGAAGAGCAGCUCCUGAUCAUACACCUGCAGUCUAUGUGGGGAAACAGGUGGUCCCAAAUCGCAAAGCAAAUGCCCGGGAGGACCGACAAUGAAAUAAAGAAUUACUGGAGGACCAAGAUCCAGAAACACAUAAUCAAGCGAUCAGAAUCCGAGAUGAGUGAUCUUGUCAACCCUCCGUCGGCUGCAAGCGCGAGCACCGAUCAUCACGGGGUUUCAGCCGCAGACGCGACGGGGAUCGCCUAUUCUCCGCCGUCCGAUCGAGGCUGCCGCGCGGAAUUCACGUUUUCGCCUCCUCCGGCCGCCCAAGUACCGGACGAUGGCGUUUUCUGGAGCGUGGAGGAUCUGUGGCCCAUGCAGUCGCUAAUUAGUGGUACUGGUCAUGAUGCCCAAUUUUAUCCCCUUUAGGAAUAUUGGUUAUGGGGGGUCUUCUUGUGUUGUUGGUAGCUUCGGUAGGUCUUGUACUUAAUAGAGGAAAAGGCCACGACAUAUCAGAUGUCGCAUGUGACGUGCUGUAUACUAUUUUAUAGUUUGUAGCAGUGGCAACAUAUCUAUUGCAAUAAGAUCUUGGAGAUAUUAUCU
This is a messenger RNA of Rhodamnia argentea, 859 nucleotides long. RefSeq names its product MYB-like transcription factor EOBII. Bases 59 to 685 code for a protein of 208 amino acids. The record is from RefSeq and is a predicted model, not a curated record. Gene Ontology annotation, cellular component: nucleus. Gene Ontology annotation, molecular function: DNA-binding transcription factor activity; sequence-specific DNA binding. The transcript has 3 exons. Gene Ontology annotation, biological process: regulation of DNA-templated transcription. NCBI's taxonomy places the organism in Eukaryota, Viridiplantae, Streptophyta, Magnoliopsida, Myrtales, Myrtaceae.